Molecule: messenger RNA, 818 nt
Organism: Mytilinidion resinicola
Lineage: Eukaryota; Fungi; Ascomycota; Dothideomycetes; Mytilinidiales; Mytilinidiaceae
Exons: 2
Coding region: 1-726 (241 amino acids)
Source: RefSeq, a predicted model, not a curated record
AUGGCAGACUACUACUACUUCAUAAUCGAGGGCUAUGAGCAGCCGUUCGGAUACAUUCGCAAAUCCAAAGUCGAGCAAAUCGUGUGGCCUGACUACUGGAAGACGAACCACGAUGACAAGCUCAUCACUCUCAACUCCGGCUCCGGAAUUGAAGACAGAAAUGGGUACUUGGACAAGACUCUGCGACAGAUCCACGAGAAGGGCGAGGUUUCAGAGCCCCGAAAACUGUUUGACGAGCCGUACGGAAUCCAGGGACCUGAUGGCAAAGCCGUCCUAAUCAUGAAUCGCUCGGCAGCAGGAAUGUUUGGUAUUCGAACGUAUGGGGUGUUUCUUAUUGCGUAUAUCCAGACCGACGGGGUAAGGAAGUUCUGGGUCGCGCAAAGGUCUCAGAAGAAGAUGACAUACCCAGGCAAACUCGACAUGUGCGUGGCUGGCAGUCACCGAGCACAGGAAGCGCCCAUUGCCUCACUCCGUGAGGCCUACACGCGAAAAUGGGCACAUUCGUGCGGGGCUGUAACCUAUCAAAUGAGCGUCUACGACUCUGGCAAACCAGCUAGUCGAGCGCAGACUCAGUACGCCUACGAGAUAGAGUUGCCCACGGAUAUGGCUCCAAAGCCAUGCGAUGGUGAAGUUGAAGAAUUCAAGUUGAUGACCUUGGAGGAAGUUCGGGACAGUCUGUUUCAGAGGGACUUUAAGUUGAACAUUGCAAUGACAUGGAUGGACUAGCUUAUCUGGCACGGGCAUAUGCACGCGGAGAAUGAGGAGAACUGCCUUGAGAUUUGCGCAAGACUUCACCGAAAUCUCGACUUUUUUGUAGC